GAGAUAACACAGGGCAGGGCAGGGCACGGAAGAGAAGAGGGGGAGAAGAACGAAUCGAACCCAGACUCCUCUCCUCCUCCUCCUCCUCCUCGGCAGACCCUUAACCCCAUCUCCCGCCCCCGAACCUGAGGAAGGAAGCCAUGGGUGAAACCGCCGACGCCGACGCCGCCCCCGCCGCUGCGCCGACGAGCAGGUUCGGCAGGAUCUGCGUCUUCUGCGGCAGCAAUUCCGGCAACCGCCCGGUGUUUGGCCACGCGGCGCUCGAGCUCGGCCAGGAGAUGGUGACGAGGGGGAUCGAUUUGGUCUACGGCGGCGGCAGCGUCGGGUUGAUGGGCCUGAUCGCGCAGACAGUUCUUGAUGGCGGCUGUCGUGUCCAAGGGGUGAUUCCAAGAGCUCUCAUGCCCCUUGAGAUAUCUGGUGCUAGUGUUGGAGAAGUAAAGAUCGUCACAGAUAUGCAUGAGAGGAAAGCCGAGAUGGCAAGACAGGCCGAUGCAUUCAUUGCUCUUCCUGGAGGGUAUGGAACAAUGGAAGAGUUGUUAGAGAUGAUAACAUGGUCACAGCUUGGAAUUCACGAGAAACCCGUUGGUUUGCUAAAUGUCGACGGUUACUAUGAUCCGUUGCUUGCGCUAUUUGAUAAGGGUGCGGCGGAAGGUUUUAUUAAGGCCGAUUGCAGGGAGAUAAUUGUGUCAGCGCCAACUGCCCAUGAUUUGCUGACGAAGAUGGAGCAAUACACCCGUUCACACCGGGAGGUGGCAUCGCGCACAAGCUGGGAGAUGACCGAACUGGGCUAUGGAAAAGCGCCAGAGGAAUCGUAGCAACAGCUUGCUAAUGUGAUAUCGUUCCUUGCCGACUCAUCUAGUAGCAUUACCAUUUGCCGAACUGGGCACUGCACUGCAAUUAUCCUCCUUUUCUUAACUUUCCAUUGUUGGUUGCCUUCGAAUGUAAGUGUGAGCUGAUCUGGUUUUCACCCGGUUUCCUUUAAUUGGCUGGCAAUCUCUGUCUUGAAACGAGGCAAAAACUUUUGCCUCCAGUUAAAACAAAAAACAGUGUGAGUAAAUGCACCGCAUGGUGGUAACUUUGUUCGCCUUGCAUAUGCUUCGAA
Messenger RNA from Brachypodium distachyon (stiff brome), 1102 nucleotides. RefSeq names its product probable cytokinin riboside 5'-monophosphate phosphoribohydrolase LOGL1. The record is from RefSeq and is a predicted model, not a curated record. Gene Ontology annotation, molecular function: hydrolase activity, hydrolyzing N-glycosyl compounds. The coding region runs from base 141 to 815 and encodes 224 amino acids. The transcript is spliced from 7 exons. Gene Ontology annotation, biological process: cytokinin biosynthetic process. Lineage: Eukaryota; Viridiplantae; Streptophyta; Magnoliopsida; Poales; Poaceae. Gene Ontology annotation, cellular component: nucleus; cytosol.